Molecule: messenger RNA, 1288 nt
Organism: Oncorhynchus gorbuscha (pink salmon)
Lineage: Eukaryota; Metazoa; Chordata; Actinopteri; Salmoniformes; Salmonidae
Product: glucosamine-6-phosphate isomerase 1-like
Exons: 7
Coding region: 175-1032 (285 amino acids)
Biological process (GO): N-acetylglucosamine catabolic process; carbohydrate metabolic process; N-acetylneuraminate catabolic process
Cellular component (GO): cytoplasm
Molecular function (GO): identical protein binding; glucosamine-6-phosphate deaminase activity
Source: RefSeq, a predicted model, not a curated record
CAAAGUAAGACGCUAGUACAAACGUCAUCAGCGGCCGAUUUUGGAUAUGGAUGAUAUCGUUUUCAAGUACAGUGGAUUCAACAUUUGCAUUUAAUUCAAAGAGCUCUUCAAUGCAUUUUCGUAUAGUUUGAUUUGGUCUACUUCCCCCGUUAAUUCGGCUUUUAAUUUAGGACCAUGAAGCUGAUCAUCCUGAAUGAUUAUGACCAAGUUGGUGAGUGGGCUGCCAAGUACAUCAGGAAUAAAAUCCUUCGCUUCAACCCUGGACCAGACAGAUUCUUCAUUCUAGGACUUCCCACAGGAGGUACUCCUCUGGGAUGCUAUAAGAAGCUGAUUGAGUUUCAUAAGAAAGGAGAGAUCUCUUUCAAGUAUGUCAAAACGUUCAACAUGGACGAGUAUGUGGGUAUUCCUAGGGAUCAUCCAGAGAGCUACCAUUCCUUCAUGUGGAAUAAUCUCUUCAAGCACAUUGACAUCAAAUCGGAGAACACCCAUAUUCUGGAUGGCAACGCUGCCAACCUUGUAGAGGAGUGUGAUUCCUUUGAGGAGAAGAUCAAAGCAGCUGGAGGAAUUGACCUCUUUGUUGGAGGUAUUGGACCGGAUGGCCACAUUGCCUUCAACGAGCCAGGCUCCAGUCUAUUGUCCAGGACCAGAGUGAAGACCCUGGCUCAGGACACCAUCCUGGCCAACGCACGCUUCUUUGACGGAGAUCUGUCUAAAGUACCCACCAUGGCUCUGACUGUGGGAGUGGCCACUGUCAUGGACGCCAGAGAGGUCAUGAUUCUCAUCACAGGAGUACACAAAGCGUUUGCCCUGUACAAGGCCAUAGAGGAAGGGGUGAACCACAUGUGGACGGUGUCGGCCUUUCAGCAGCACCCUCAGACUGUGUUUGUGUGUGACGAGGAUGCUACCCUGGAACUGAGGGUUAAAACUGUCAAGUACUUCCAAGGGAUGAUGCAUGUGCACAACAAGUUGGUGGAUCCACUGCCUCCCAAAGAAGACGAGGGCGUUGCAAAAACAUCGGGAAACCUGCAAUAACCAGGAUGCCGGACCCUCCAGGAUAUGACAGUGGCCACGGGUGGAGGAUCAACUGUGUGUGUUGUACUUAAAGUUACAUUUUAUGUAACAUAAUAGUAUGCCUACUUGUUAGUAGGCUACAUUUGAUUAUGUAAUCCAUUUAUCUUCGAUAAUAAAAAAAAACAGUUAUCUUAGUUCCAUUGUUAAAUUCGAUACAAAACUUGACUUUGAAUGUAUUUUGAAUGUGUUAUUGUAAUAAAAAUAACUCUGAGAAUGA